This is a messenger RNA of Thermothelomyces thermophilus ATCC 42464, 1432 nucleotides long. RefSeq lists its product as uncharacterized. The record is from RefSeq and is a predicted model, not a curated record. NCBI's taxonomy places the organism in Eukaryota, Fungi, Ascomycota, Sordariomycetes, Sordariales, Chaetomiaceae. Bases 161 to 973 code for a protein of 270 amino acids. Gene Ontology annotation, cellular component: endoplasmic reticulum; membrane. Gene Ontology annotation, biological process: endoplasmic reticulum tubular network organization; membrane organization. The transcript has 4 exons.
UGCCAGCUCACUCCGACACCAAAAAGUUCGCGACGAGAGCGCCCUCGACACAGCUUUGCAUUCCAUCGAUUGAUCGAUCAUCGCCUUCGACAGCUCAUUAACUUGCACAAUGGCUCCGCCGCCCUCAGCCGACGUCCCGCUCUCCCAGCGGCUGCAACGGAUGGCCGUUACUCUGCAGUUCGCUUGGUUUUCUGGGCAUGCUCUUUCUCUACUAUGCAUCUUCCGAUACAUCCUCUCAUGUCUCCGAAUGAACUACUACGGGGGCAUGGCACGGUUCUGCUACCGCUUCGCCUUCCUCUCGGCCGCUGCGACCUACGGGAUCGUGGUUUACAAGACGUUGCGGGCCCGCCAAAAGACGGGAGCCAAGCCGCCUGCGAGUGCCCUGGGAUACCUCUCGGAUGAGAACGUUCAGUAUCUCGUUCUGGCCCUGAUCUGGCUCUUCAACCCCCAGUACCCGCUCGCUCUCCUCCCAUACGGCAUCUACUCCGUCUUCCACGUUGCUACGUACGUCGGCGCGACCCUGAUCCCCACCGUCGUUCCCCCGACCCAGAUUUCCCCGGCCACUGGCGCGUCGCCCAAUGGCAAGCCCCAAUAUACGCAGCACCCCGCUUCCGAGAGCAUCAAGUCGUUCGUCAAGCGGUACUAUGACUCGUCCAUGUCGGUGGUGGCGAAUCUCGAAAUCGCGCUCUGGAUCCGCCUGCUGUUGGCCGCUAUCUUCUUCCAGCGCCGGUCCUGGAUCCUGUUCGCCGUCUACACCACCUUCCUGCGCGCACGCUAUGCCCAGAGCAGCCACGUUCAGAACUCGUUCAGCCAGCUCGAGGCCCGAAUCGACAACCUCGUCGGCGCCCAGGGUACUCCCCCGGCGGCUCGCCAGGUGUGGGACGGCGUGAAGAACGCUGCCAGGCAGUUCCAUGCCGCCACCGACGUCAACAAGUUCGUCAGUGGUGCUGCCGCCCCCAAGAAGACCUCUUAAGCGGGCUCUUCUUGAAGUCGGUUCGAGCACGCGACAAGAAUGCUUUCCGCAUCCAUGCUUCAUGCGACCUUAAGCACGCUAACCCAGCCGUGAUUCUUCCUGGGGACGAAAUUUGUUUGCCUGUGCGCGAGGAGAUGGCGGGCUCGAUUCUCAAGGAGGAGAUGGUAGACGGAUACUGCAUGCCCCGAGGGAAGAAAGUGAUUGGACGGCGGAUGAUCGGCUCGUCGAUGCGCAAGGGCUCGGAGUUGCGCUUUUCGUUGGCCUCGCCUCGGCCCUUCUGCUGGUAUAGGGGAGGGGCCGGGGAAGUAUUCAGGGGGAGAGAAGGAGAUGGGUUUCGUUGGUAUUGGUCUCGUCAUUCCUGUACCAAAAUGUCUAACCUGUAUCAAUGGACCGAUUGCGACUUGUUUACAUAUUUGGCAUUCACAACCGUCAACAUUGAUCUAUACGCCCUUUCCAACC